CGGAGCACCCGAGUGGGAGAUGUACAUCACAUAUAUAAUGCGAUAACAACGACCCCUCAGCAAGCAGUUUGUUCUCAGCUUCGCCAUGAAGGUGUUUGUCUGUCUGUUAGCAUUGGCAGUAGUCGCGAAGGCCGGCUACAUUAGUAGCGGUGGCUGGUCAGGCGGCGGCGGUGGCGGCGGCGGCGGCUGGUCUGGUGGCGGCGGUGGCUACGGCGGCGGCUACGGUGGUGGCGGCGGCGGCGGUGGCUGGAAACUCGGGGGCGGUGGCGGCGGCUGGUCCAGUGGAGGAGGCGGCGGUGGCUGGUCCAGCGGAGGCGGUGGUGGCGGCUGGUCCGGCGGUGGCAGCGGCGGCCAAGUUAAGAUCAUCAAGAUCAUAAGCUCCGGAGGCGGCGGUCACGGUGGUGGUGGCGGCUUCGGCGGUGGCUACGGAGGCGGAUACGGCGGUGGUAGCAGCGGUUGGUCCAGCGGCGGCGGCGGCGGUGGCUGGAAGUCUGGCGGUGGUGGCUGGUCCAGCGGCGGUGGUGGUGGCGGCUGGAAGCUUGGCGGCGGCAGCAGCGGGUGGUCCAGCGGCGGCGGCGGUGGUGGCUGGAAACUCGGCGGCGGCAGCAGUGGCUGGUCUAGCGGUGGUGGAGGCGGUGGCUGGAAGUCCGGCGGCGGCGGCGGCGGCGGCUGGUGGUGAUUCCGUCCCGAACUAUUUAUAGCGAAAUUUCCGACAAUACAGUGAUACCUCCAAACACAUCGUUUUGAUUUUUCUUAAAUCCCUUCAGCAAUCUUCAAGAAAAUGACACAAAUCUCGCU
This is a messenger RNA of Spodoptera exigua (beet armyworm), 798 nucleotides long. The record is from the annotation of a GenBank genome assembly. Lineage: Eukaryota; Metazoa; Arthropoda; Insecta; Lepidoptera; Noctuidae.